This is a messenger RNA of Cryphonectria parasitica EP155, 1458 nucleotides long. RefSeq lists its product as uncharacterized. The transcript has 4 exons. Gene Ontology annotation, molecular function: protein binding. The annotation marks the transcript as partial. NCBI's taxonomy places the organism in Eukaryota, Fungi, Ascomycota, Sordariomycetes, Diaporthales, Cryphonectriaceae. The record is from RefSeq and is a predicted model, not a curated record.
CUCCCUUCCGAGCUGAUCGACCAUAUCCUCUCGUACCUGUCGCCAGUCGACCUCACCUCAGUCAGCCAUGCAGACCGCACUUUGUACGCCCACGCCAGGGCCGACCAUCUGUGGCAGCGUAUCGUGCAGUCCAACGUGCCAGGCGUCAAGCUUACCACUCCUUACCCUUGUGCCUCGUUUCGCGAGCUCUACGCCGCCCACGACCCGCACUGGUUUCUUACGAAAAACAAGGUCUGGUUCGGCGACGGUAACUUUGCCGGCAAGAUGAUCAUUGCCCGGUACGAUGAGCGCCGUGGCGUGAUAGAGGCACACCAGCUGCUUGGCAACAACAUCCUCUCCCCCUCUGCGGCCAACAGCCCGAGCCUGAUGGAUGGUGACGUCCAGGUCCACCACUUUGACCCUCAGCUCCACCUGCACCUCGAUAAGCCCGUCCUGCGCAUUGACGCCGACGGGAAGGAGGCCGCUGCUCGUGCCAACAGCUCCAACACCCCUCCAACGAGCCUUCCCAGAUACUCAGAAGAGACGCACAUGUCGCUGGACGACAAGGUCCCCGUCUCCUCGUUCGACACGUUCAUGCUGGCUCGGGCUCUGCCGGCCCCCGAGGCCGAGGAGCUAGGCCGUCAGCCCUUCCCACACGGCAAUGUCUGGCCCCCGCCAGCCAUUCCGGCAUCAGAGAGGGUGACGGCUGCCCCCAUCAUGGGCGGUCUUGCAGACUCGAUGUCGCAGGAGCACCGACCCACGCAGCGCUCCGAGAUCAGUGAGACAUCGUUCCGCAUUCGGAGCUGGAUGGAGGCCAGACCGCCUGGUAUGCCCAUGGAGAACCGGGUUUCAUCUCACCCCUUUGGCGGUGCCAGCGACACCUCUCGUCCCUGGCUGCCGAGCUACCUGUAUGGCGGACGCCCGCCACCCGUCGCCCGCAUCGGCGAGAGGGUGACAACAUUCUCGACACUUGAACCUGAGUUGUACACGCCCACAGCCGACCAGCCAUGGAAGGGAAUAUGGGUGGGCGACUUUGGCUCACACGGGUGUGAGUUCCUCCUUAUCAAGCAGAACCAUCCGAGUCCGUUCGACGAGGCCGCCUUUGACGCCACGCGGGUUGAAAGCGAGACGGACGUCGAGUUCGCAGAACGCAAGACAGAUGCCAGGAGGUAUCGCGGGAGUCUCGAGGCUGUCAAGCUGACUGGUGAUGUCAAUGUGCCCCGUGGCGAGUGCAGCAUUUUUGUGGAUGACCUCGGUGAGGCCGGCUUUGUGACAACGGUCGAGGAGCAGCCGUUCACGGGCGCGAGAGUCGUACGCAGCAAGGGUCACAUUGCCCGGCCCGGGUUCUUGAAUGAUCGGUAUAUCGAGUCUCAACUGAUCCUGAUCUCGGAGAACAGGAUUGCGCAGUUCUGGGUUCACUUCAACCAGAUUAGCUUUUUUGAGAGGGUCGAUGUCGACAAAUUCUUGGGCCCCAACUAG